Molecule: messenger RNA, 2575 nt
Organism: Stegastes partitus (bicolor damselfish)
Lineage: Eukaryota; Metazoa; Chordata; Actinopteri; Pomacentridae
Product: AMP deaminase 1
Exons: 17
Coding region: 119-2341 (740 amino acids)
Biological process (GO): AMP metabolic process; IMP salvage
Cellular component (GO): cytosol
Molecular function (GO): AMP deaminase activity
Source: RefSeq, a predicted model, not a curated record
AGGAGGCUUAAUAUUGCACAGACCAAGCACAGGGCUCCACACUCUCCUACUACAGUGGUCCAGAGCCUGACCACCCAUUACCAGUCCGCAGGGAGCGUUUCACUGGGAAAGCAUCACCAUGCCUAAAGUCUUAGUGCCAGCAGAGGGAGAAAAGCCGCAGAAGACGGAUGACAACAUGAGGGCCUUCGCGGAGAAGGUCUUUGCGUCUGAGACCAAAGACGAGAACAUCCGCGAUGAAAUCUCCAUGUUUGAUGUGGCUGAGGACUGUCCCAUCAUCCACCAUGAGAUGGCCCAUCAUCUGCACACUGAUGAUGAUGCUGAGAAACGCAAGAGGCACCAGCGCUGCCGCACCUCAGCCAAGGCAGCGACCGUUCCCCAGGCGACUGCUGCCCCUGUAGUGUCAGUGGAGGUGGACAUGCCCACCUACCUGGAGGUGCCCGACUUCCAGAGAGUGGCCAUCAUCGGAGACUAUGCUGCAGGGGUGACCAUGGAUGACUUUGAGCUGUCCUGUAAGGGUCUGUACCGAGCCUUGACCAUCAGGGAGAAGUACAUGAGACUGGCCUAUCAGCGCUUCCCCAGAACGGCGUCCCAGUAUCUGCGUGACGUGGAGGGAGAGACCUUCAAACCUGAAGAUCAGCUGCAGCCUGUCUUCACACCUCCUCCAAAAAAUGGGGAAGAUCCUUUUGACACCUCAAGCCUGCCAAAGAAUCUGGGCUACAUUGCCCGUAUGAAGGAUGGUCUCAUCUACGUGUACAACGACGCCGCAGCUGCCGACAAGCAUCAACCCAAAGACCUGCCCUGCCCCGACUACGUCACCUUCAUCGACGACAUGAACUUCCUCAUUGCUCUCAUCGCACAGGGCCCAACCAAGACUUACACUCACCGCCGUCUGAAGUUCCUCAUGUCCAAGUUCAACGUGCACGAGAUGUUGAAUGAGAUGGAGGAGAUGAAGGAGUUGAAGGUGAACCCUCACAGGGAUUUCUACAACUGCAGGAAGGUGGACACUCACAUCCACGCCGCUGCCUGCAUGAACCAGAAGCACCUGCUGCGCUUCAUCAAAAAGUCUUACCGCGUGGAUGCUGAUCGAGUCGUGCACAACCUGAAGGGGAAGGAAGUCACCAUGAAGGAGCUGUUCGAGUCGCUGAACCUGCAUCCCUACAACCUCACCGUGGACUCACUGGAUGUGCACGCUGGCAGACAAACCUUCCAGCGCUUCGAUAAGUUCAACGCCAAAUACAACCCCGUGGGAGCCAGUGAGCUCCGUGACCUGUACCUGAAGACAGAGAACCACAUCAACGGAGAGUACUUUGCCACCAUCAUCAAGGAAGUAGCCACUGACCUGGAAGAGGCCAAGUACCAGUACGCUGAGCCUCGUCUGUCCAUCUAUGGCUGCAACCCCAACGAGUGGACCAAGCUCUCCGGCUGGUUCGUCAAGCACAGAGUCUUCUCCCCACACCUCAAAUGGAUGAUUCAAGUACCCAGGAUCUAUGACAUCUUCAAAGGGAGAAACUUUGUGCCCCACUUUGGCAAGAUGUUGGAGAACAUUUUCCUUCCCGUCUUCCAGGCCACCAUCGACCCACAGUCCAACCCAGAGCUGAGCAUCUUCCUCAACCAUGUGACAGGUUUCGACAGUGUGGACGAUGAGUCCAAACACAGCGGCCACAUGUUCUCCACUAAGAGCCCCAAACCAGAGGAGUGGGACAUCGUCAAGAACCCCUCGUACACUUACUACAUCUACUACAUGUACGCCAACAUCGCUGUUCUCAACCAGCUCCGCAGACAGAGGGGGAUGAACACGUUCAUGUUCAGGCCUCACUGUGGCGAGGCCGGUGCCAUCACCCACCUGCUGGCUGCCUUCAUGACCGCUGACAACAUCUCCCACGGCCUCAACCUCAAGAAGAGCCCUGUGCUGCAGUACCUGUACUUCCUGGCCCAGAUCCCCAUCGCCAUGUCUCCUCUCAGCAACAACAGCCUGUUCCUGGAGUAUGCCAAGAACCCCCUGCUGGAGUUCCACAAGAAAGGCCUGGUGGUGUCCCUGUCCACCGACGACCCCAUGCAGUUCCACUACACCAAGGAGCCACUGAUGGAAGAAUACGCCAUCGCAGCUCAGGUCUUUAAGCUCAGUACCUGUGACAUGUGUGAGAUCUCCAGGAACAGCGUUCUUCAGAGCGCCAUGUCUAAUGAGGAGAAAAGCCACUUCCUGGGUCAGGAUUACCUGAAAGAGGGUCCAGAGGGCAACGACAUCCGAAAGACCAACGUGGCCCAGAUCCGUAUGGCGUACCGCUUUGAGACCCUCUGCUAUGAGCUGAACCUCAUCAAGGAAGGCCUGAAGACUGGAUAAACAGACGUGUCUUACACUUGGUCAGAAGUGAUGUAGAAAGUUUUCACCUUUUGUUUUCCACAGUAACUCUUAAACUAGGAACCUUCUGAUUCACUGAUGUCUCCUGUAAAAGAAGAAACGUGUUUUCGCUGUUUGUCAUCUGCACAUCUUGUCAAAAGCACAUGACAGUGUGUCUGUAGCACCUGGAGGAACGUCAUGUAUGAGAAUGAAAAGAAAUAAAGUGUGAAAUAUUAA